Molecule: messenger RNA, 4945 nt
Organism: Prorocentrum cordatum
Lineage: Eukaryota; Dinophyceae; Prorocentrales; Prorocentraceae
Source: the annotation of a GenBank genome assembly
AUGAAGGGCGCAAUGAUGAACGGCGGUGGCCACGUGGGAGCUGGAGGUCUGCUGGCAGCUGGCUGCACGAAGGGAGGCGGCUGCGUGAAGGGAGGCGGCUGCGUAGUGGGUGGCGGCGGCUGCAUCGCGGGAGGAAGAAAGGGGGCCUUGAAGAGCAGGCCUCCGCUUCCACAGCAGACCCCAGAAGUCGAUGACAGAGCGGUAGAGGUGGCCCUCGACGCGCUGGUCACGUUGGUGGCACCGUACGAGACAUACUGGGAGCCGAAGAGACUAAAGGAGAAGUUGUGGGACUAUGCCUGGAAGGCCAGGAAAGGUCUCUCCUAUAAGGAGAAAACCUGGCAAGAGCUGAUCAAUGAUUUUUGCGAGAAGUUCCGGCUCCCAGUGUGGAGUGGAUGUGGCGACCGCUCGUGGGUAGAGAGGACGGACUUCUCCGAAGUUGUCGGUGCCUGCGUCCAUAGCUAUCCGGAAUGCUGUGCAGGGAGGACCCCCGACUAUGGUACCGUUGUGGCCAAAACGUGCGAGGUGCAGUUCGACUACUUCAGAUGGCAGUCGCUCCGCGCGGAUAUCGUCAAGAAGUACAUUAGUGGCAAAGUGAAGCAGAAGCAGGUGUGGGAUGCGCUGGACACGUCGAGAGAUCAAAUUAUCAAGUUGGGUAUAUCAGACAUUGCGACAUUUAUGAUGCACUGGGUAAGUACGUUUCUGCAGGCGCUGUUCAACACAGGAGCUUUCCCCACCCACAUCAUCGAUGAGACGACCGCCGUCGCCCUCUUCGAUGACAUUGCACUCAACGGCGGGGGCCUCCCGAUGGCGCUGCUGCAGGUCGUGGGGGGGAAGCCCGCCGCGGGCAUGCCGGAGGUCGUGCAGGCGUGCUCCUACGCGUACACCAGCAUCGGCCCUGCACCAGGAGGAACGGCGGAGCGCGUGGCUGUCGACCCCCGAGCCGAGACACGAGAUCGUGCCGAAGAUCGGGGACUGGAUGUGCCCGGGGUGCGGCGACCUGCAGUUCAAGAGGAGAACGUGUACUGCCGAAAGUGCGGGGCACAGAAGCCGGAGAUCGUCGAGGACGUCUUCGCGGAGCACGCCAAGACGCAGCCACUGGAUCCGGAGAUGCGACCGCGCUCUGGAUCUCCCGUGGCCCUCGCGUCCACCUCCCCCAUCGAGCGGCAGGACGACGUGCUCGACUCGGAUCACGAGGAAAACCCCGAGGGCGACCAGGGGAGGGGAGCGCCCGCCGACGCGGAAGCCGCCGCGGAGGGGUGGACAGCGGCGUGCGCCGUCGCCCGGCCGCUUGGCGUCUCGACGAGCGGCCGUCUCGGCGACGUCGGCCGCGCGCUGGCGGCGGAGCUGGACGCCCUCAGCGCGGGCAGCCUGCGACGGGUCGCGACCCGGGCUGCCACGGCGGAGGCGGCCAGGCUGGGCCUGCUGGAGGGCGGCCCCGGCGCCCGGCGCGGAGCGCUGCUUAUGCGCGGGCGCGGCUUGCGCGGCGCCCUCGCGCCGGACUGGCGGCCGGCCGGGGACGAGGCCCUCGCGCGCGCGGUGCCGACGCCGCUCGCGCACGUCGCCGACGCCGCGCGCACGCACCGCUCGCGCACGUUGCCGACGCCGCGCGCGCACGCCCGAGACGCAGAGGCUACCGCGGAGGAUUUCCAGGCGGCGGCCGCCGCGCUGGCCCGGGACCUGCAGCCGGCGGACCACCGCCUGCACCCCGCGGAGCUGGGCCUGCAGCCCGCCGACCCCGCCAGAGACCUGCAGCCUGCGGACAGGGACCGGGCGGAGGCGGCGCUCCUGAGGCUCUGCAAGGGCCUCCGCAGGGGCGAGACCCAGCUGCUGAGCGCCUACGUGCGCCUGUCGCCCGUGUGCGCCGAGCUCUUCUCCCUGUGGGACGACCGCGACGGGGGCGGCGGAGGCCGUCUGCCCUCGCUGGUGCUGGAGGUCCUGGCGUCCGUGCUCGAGGGGCGCUUCGAGCAGUCGGCGGGCACGGCCAAGACGGGGCCCAGCGUGGCGGCUCGGCUCGUGACCGAGCGCUUCCAGGCCCUCUUUCGGCUGCUGAGCUCCGACAGGGACCAGCUCCUCCGCGCGUGCCUGCGGGCGCUGGCGGGCGCGUGCUCGCAGAGCCCUCAGCUGGCGUCGCAGCUCCUGCAGGGCUUCAACUUCGAGCACGAGAGCUUCUCGCGGCUCGUGGAGCGGCGCUCGCAGGGCACCAGCCAGGAGGACGUGCGAAGCUGCUACAUCCGCUUCGCGAUGAGCUUCCUGAAGUGGAAGGAUCCCGUGCUCACCACGGCGGUGAUCGGCAUCAAAGGGUUCGUGCCGCCCAUUUUUGCGGGCCUGAAGAACGACCCGCCGGAGGACGUUGCCCGGCUUCUGCAGGACAUGUCGGAGCUCGUGCUGAAGAACCGGCAGGUGGACCGCCACUCGAAGAUCUUCCUGUUCAGCUCACGCACGAUGCGCCGGUUGGCCGCCCUGCUCGCCUCCGACCACGGGCAGGUCGCGAAGGCUGCCCAGCAACUGCUCCAGUGCCUCUUCACGGACACGCACUUGUACCGGAGCGCGGCGCAGAGGCAGCUGCUGCUGGAGAUCUGCCUGGAGAUGCGGCCGCUGCAGGGGCCUCAGCAGGAGGUGAUCUUGGCCACGCUGGAGGCCCAUCCGCUCCUGCACCCGGCGCUCUGCGCCAAGAUGUCCCUCUCGCUGCAGCCGCGCUUCUGCACGCAGUGGCUCCUGAACGUCGACUUCCUCGUGAGGCUCCUGCGCAUGGAGGUCGCGGGCCCGCCGGCGACGCCGCGGCACGCCGACGACCUGGAGCCACCGCUCCGGCCAGGGGCCCCGGGCGCCUCCGGCCACGCCCUCGUGCCCCGAGCCGUGCAGAAGACGCAGCUCACGCAGGCGGUCCUCAGCAAGGACCUGCGCGUGGUGCUCGGGGCCCUGCGCCUGCUGUGCGCCGUGCUGGCGCGGGUCGGCCGCGGCCCUGGCGGCGAGCCGCGGGACGGCGCGCAGGAGGCGCUGGAGCGCGCCCAGCAGAGCGUCCCCGACCUCGGGACGCUGCUGCUGCUCUGGCAGAGGCUCGCGAGGGACGGCGCCGCCCCCGGGGAGGCCGAGGAGCUGCCCCUCGCCCGCGAGGGCGAGGACGUCGACGGCGCCCGGGCGGCGGCGCUGCUCGGCGUGGCCGAGGGCCCGCUGCGGGCGCACGUGGUGUUCGAGGCCUGGUGCGAUGCCGUGCGCGCCUACCUGGAGGCGCUGCCGCAGGCGGCCCUGAGCGUGAAGUUCGACUGGUCCAAGCUCUUCCUUGCCGUCGCCUCGCAGCUGGAGCCCGUGGACUCUGGAAAGGCUGGCGGCGGCGGCGGGGGACCCACGGCCCUGCAGGGUGCGAUCGAGCGGGUCGUGCCGUGUGUCCGGUGCGUCGAGGUGGCGCUCAAGGGCGGCGGCCGCCUGCAGCUCUCCAAGUCGCAGCUGGCGUGGGUGGAGUCCCUCUUCCGCGUGCGUCUCGUCGGCGACGACGCGAGGUCGGUUGCUGCCCGCUCCGAGUGCGAGGGCGCCCUCCGCCGCUACCUGCGCGGACUGGCCGUCUUCGGGGCCGAGAGCGACGCCGAGGUCUGCGUCUGGAUCGAGCAGCUGCGAAGGCGCCCCGCCGGCGCGCCCUUCUUCGUGGCCUCGCUGCAGGCGGCUGCCGGGAAGCCCGGGCUCUUCCUCAGCCUCUGGCAGCGCGCGCUGGAGGCGGAGGCUGGAGCGGGCGGCCCGCAGAACGACGCGCCGUCUCCGCUGCUGGUGGCGGCGGUGCAGCGCCUGGCCCGGCAGGGGGGGCAGCAGCCGCCGCAGCCUGCCACCAGCGGCGGCACGAAGUCGUCCCUGGAGAGCGCGCUGCUGCUCAGCGAGGUCAUCGACCAGCUCGCGGCGGUGCUGCCGCACAGCGCCCGCGGAAUGGCGGCAGUGGUGCGCAGCCUCGGCGCGUGGGGCAGCGCGGCCGAAGGGGAGGUCGCGGCGGUGGCGCCCGAGCCCGCUGCUCCCGGCGGCGCCGCGAGGCGAGAGCUCGGGGCCCCGGCCGCCGGGGGCGCGGCGGCGCUCGGGGCGCUGCGGCGGCGCGUGGCCGCGGCCGCGCUGGGCGGGGGCGGGCUCGGCCCCUGGGGCGCGUACGCGAUGCUCGAGGGCGCCAGGACCUGCGUCGCCCUGGGCGACCAGUACCGCCAGGCGGCCUGGUACCUCGUCAUGCUCGCGGACCUGGUGGCCGCGGCGGCCUCGGCGCCGGCCGCCGGGGCGUGGCGUGCGGCCCGCCACCCGCUCUGGCACGAGCUGCUCCGCGCCGCCGAGGGGGCCGCCGCCGCCGGCCAGAAGCUCGCGCCGGACUGCAACCUCUGCCUGGCCCUGUCGCUCCUCGUGCUGUGCCGGCUGCUGCUCCGGGUGCCGCCCGUGCCGGGCGCGCGGCUGGCGGAGCUGUGCAGGGGCACCGUCCUGCCGCUGUGGCGCCAGGCCACCUUUGGCGCACGGGCGAGCAAGGCAUGCUGCGCCCUGCUGCAGGAGCAUGGCGAGGGGGGGGAGGCCCUGUGGGCAGACGAGGAGCCCGCAGAGGCGGUCGCCCGAGAGCUCGUGCUGCUCUGCUCCCGGGCUGGCCUCCUGGACCACCUGGUCCAGUCCGAGUUGCCGCUGGCGCGCCAGCGCUCGCAGAUCGCGGUGAUUGCGGCGAUGGUGGGCUCCGUCGAGAAAGGCGCGGCGCUGGCGCUGCCCAGGCUGGGCGUGCGCAGCCGUGCCCUGCUCCUCCGCGCCCUCGCUCUCGGCUGCCCCGCCAGCGGCGAGGGGCGGGCGGCCGCCCGUGCGGCGCUCUCGGAGGCGCUUUCCCUGGACCGCGGCGGGCUGCUCCAGCUCGCGCUCGAGGCCGGCGAGGGCGCGGAGGGCAUCCCCGAGGAAGGAAAGGCGGCACGAGCUCGCCUUGAAGUUGACGUGUCCUGAUGAAGACGGG